Argiope bruennichi is the source of this 741-nucleotide messenger RNA. Its product is annotated as polyadenylate-binding protein 1-like 2. The coding region runs from base 1 to 741 and encodes 246 amino acids. Gene Ontology annotation, molecular function: poly(U) RNA binding; poly(A) binding; mRNA 3'-UTR binding. NCBI's taxonomy places the organism in Eukaryota, Metazoa, Arthropoda, Arachnida, Araneae, Araneidae. The record is from RefSeq and is a predicted model, not a curated record. The transcript has 3 exons. Gene Ontology annotation, cellular component: cytosol; ribonucleoprotein complex; nucleus.
AUGCUAGAGGACAUAGGUAAUAGCACUUCCCUUUAUGUGGGUAAUCUGCACCCGAAUUGCAGCGAAGCUACUCUGUUUGAUAAGUUUUCUCCAGUGGGUCCUAUUAUCAGCAUCCGAGUCUGCAGAGAUAUACAAACAGGAUUUUCUUUAGGUUAUGCUUAUGUAAACUACAUGAAACAUGAAGACGCCAAGAAGGCGUUGGACAACUUUAAUUAUGACCAGCUGGAUGGACAGCCCUUGCGUAUUAUGUGGGCACAAAAAGAUCUCAAAUCUAAACUUUCAGCAGCUGCAAAUUUGGUGGUGAAGAAUCUACCCAAAAGCAUUGACGAUAAGAUACUGAAGGACAUCUUUUCAAGCUGUGGUACGGUUUUGUCUGUUAAGGUAGUUACAUACCAAAAUGGGGAUUCCAAAGGAUAUGGAUUUGUCCAGUUUGAAAGUGAGAAAUCUGCCAAUGAAGCCAUUUCGAAACUUCACGGUACUAUCAUCCAUGGAAGAAAUAUAUUAGUGUCUAAAUUCAUUCCCAGUGAAUUGGAAGAAUUGUGUCUUUGUUUUGGUAAUAUAAGGAGUGCUAAGGUGGUUACGAAUGAAGAUAAUAAGUCGAAAGGAUAUGGAUUUGUGUGCUUUCAAAGCCCUGAAGAAGCAAGCAGAGCUGUAACUGAAUUGAACAGACUACUCAGCAAUGCUAUCCUCAAUGGUCUCCAGUCGAUCAUGGGAAUGUCUGUACAUGAUUCAUCUUUGUAG